Molecule: messenger RNA, 1077 nt
Organism: Paramuricea clavata
Lineage: Eukaryota; Metazoa; Cnidaria; Anthozoa; Malacalcyonacea; Plexauridae
Source: the annotation of a GenBank genome assembly
AUGCGCAUAAAUUCAGUUAAACUUUUGAAAUCAAAACAAUGCGGAAUUCUUCCAUUCCUGAAUCGGACCAAAGAAUGUGAUCAAAUCAAUAAUGACCGUAUUGAGGUGGAAGCACCGGUACGUGAUAAUAUGAAGGAUGUGUGUCUAAAACCGAAUGACAAUAAACCCGAGGAUAGUAAUGAGGAAAACGAAAGGGUUAGUCAGCCUAUGGCAGCUAAUAUACAAGCUAGUCACGAGGUAAAUACUAAUUUGAACGCCUCGUUGCAGUCGGAAAAAAGCACUGAGGGAGAGAUCUCUAAAGUUUAUAGUAGUGACCAGUUCAUUCAUAACCCAAGUGGCCCUAAUCCAUCUGAAGGUCAGAAUGUCAAAUCGCAUAGGAAAAGUAUUUUACCCAACUCGCGAUCUUUACGGCAAAAUACAUCCUGGAUUAACUCCUUACCCUUGAUUGAUACGUCUUGUACGCGUACUUCCAGCCGCACACAGACUCGUAGUCGCUCCAAUAGAACUUAUUCUAGUAAAACUACUAGCUGCAAGAAACCUAAUCAGUAUCAAGCUACACGACAACAACCAUCACAAAACCGUACUCGGGGUUUUCAACUACAUUUCCCCAAGCACAAUCGUCUCAAAUCAGAAUUUUUGUCGUUCCCGAAUGAAAGAAUGGUCAGUCUAUCUCGAAUUUGUGCGUCAAGUAACGAAGAACAAAUAACCUCUCGAAGUCACUUAUCCCACGCGGAAAUUGUCCGUGAUAAUGGUGAUCCUGUACAAAUUAGCGAUAAUGACGAUAACGACCUAAACUUUUACCCAACUGAGAUUAUUGACUAUACCAACGUAACCCCUCGUUUUUUGAAUAGCGAAACCUCUUUCCUAUACAUCCCGGUCUUCCCAGAUAGAAUAAGUCCACAGUCCUCUUUAACCUUACAUAAAAUAUCGACAUCAAAUAAAACCAAAAAUAGAACGAACAUCUCCGUCCAUAUUACAGAUCGUUCUAGAACGUUUAAACAGCACAAGAAGCGCAAGAAUUGCUAUUUUCCCUCCUCCAACCUAAUCCAUAUUACAACUUUAAACCAUGCUUAUAAG